AUGGACGGGAAAAGACACCCCAGCUCGUUUCAACAGCUGGAAAAGCUUGGUGAAGGCACCUAUGCUACGGUGUUUAAAGGCAGAAACCGACAGACUGGCGAACUCGUUGCUCUCAAAGAAAUCCAUCUAGACUCGGAAGAGGGCACGCCAUCUACUGCAAUCCGGGAGAUUUCUCUUAUGAAGGAGCUCAAGCACGAAAAUAUUGUCGCCUUGCAUGAUGUUAUUCACACCGAGAAUAAACUGAUGCUCGUCUUCGAAUACAUGGACGGCGAUCUUAAGAGAUACAUGGACACGCACGGCGAGCGCGGCGCUCUCAAGCCAGCAACAAUCAAGAGCUUCAUGUAUCAGCUGCUCAAGGGCAUUGACUUCUGCCAUCAGAACCGAGUUCUUCACCGCGAUCUGAAGCCCCAAAAUCUCCUCAUAAACAGUAAAGGGAUUUUGAAGCUUGGUGAUUUUGGUCUCGCUCGAGCCUUUGGAAUCCCAGUCAACACCUUUUCCAACGAAGUCGUGACCUUGUGGUACCGAGCCCCAGAUGUCCUUCUCGGAAGCAGGACGUACAAUACCAGCAUUGAUAUCUGGUCUGCAGGUUGCAUCAUGGCUGAGAUGUAUACAGGACGGCCUCUUUUCCCCGGCACCACAAAUGAAGACCAGAUUGUGAGAAUCUUUCGCAUCAUGGGAACUCCCACGGAACGCACGUGGCCGGGCAUCACUCAAUUUCCUGAGUAUAAACCUACAUUUCAAAUGUAUGCCACGCAGGAUCUGCGUAGCAUUCUUCAUGCCGUCGAUCCAACGGGUAUCGAUCUUCUUCAGCGCAUGUUGCAGUUGAGACCUGAACUGCGCAUCAGCGCCCACGAUGCGCUUCAGCACCGUUGGUUCAGCGAUUUGAUCAUGCACCAACAUCCGCAGCAGGCCUUGCACCCGCACUCUCAAUCGAGGGUCUUUCCAGUAGGUGUACCGGCGCAAAAUUAUGACAACUACUAG
This is a messenger RNA of Ustilaginoidea virens, 981 nucleotides long. RefSeq lists its product as uncharacterized. The coding region runs from base 1 to 981 and encodes 326 amino acids. Gene Ontology annotation, cellular component: cytoplasm; nucleus. Gene Ontology annotation, biological process: protein phosphorylation. Gene Ontology annotation, molecular function: ATP binding; cyclin-dependent protein serine/threonine kinase activity. The transcript has 2 exons. The record is from RefSeq and is a predicted model, not a curated record. NCBI's taxonomy places the organism in Eukaryota, Fungi, Ascomycota, Sordariomycetes, Hypocreales, Clavicipitaceae.